AUUUUUGGAAAAAUUGUAAAAGGUUCUCAGUUGGCAUACGGAAUCUUACACACGUUGUGAAAACAGCAAAGAUCAGAAUAUUUUUUCUUUUUUUUUUGUUGCUGUUGAGAUUUAAGUGUGUUCUAUUAUUUCGUACGACAAUUUGUGUGCGCCCUGUGAUUAAGUGUAAUAAGAAUACAAAAUGCCCGAGAUUGGCAAGAAAGUCGGCGAGUUGCGGGUCAGCGACUUGAAAGAAGAGCUGGAGAAGCGCAAAUUGGAGACAGUGGGUCCAAAGUCUGUGUUAAUCGAACGUCUCGAGAGGGCUUUGAAGGAGGAGGGCGUCGACCCCAGCAUACAUUUAAUAGAGUCGUCAGCCAAGGCCAAGAAGCCAAUUCCGGUUCCAAUGAAAGAGCCUGAAUCCUCCGAGGUGCUCAUCAAAGAGGAGCCCAUUGAUCCCGAUGAGGCAAAUCAAGAUUCCAAAGAAGAGGCAGAAGAUGGUGCUCACCAUGCCGAUGGAGAUGGCCACGAAAUAGAUCAGGUCGGCGAUGUCGAUGAUGUCUGCGUCAUUUUGGAUGACGAUGAUGAUGACGAAGAAGAAGAGGAAAGUGCCGCACAAAACAGUGAGCAGCGCAAUGGCGAAGUCGAGGCUAGCGAAGGUGCUGAUGCCGCCGAAGGAGGCGAAGCCGAACUAGCGGCCGAAGAUGAAAUGCAGGAGGAGAACACCGGCGACACUGUGAACAUGGACAAUGACGAGUCCAUCAACCUAACAAUUGGUGAAGACGAACAAAAACUUUUACACGAUGAGGCGCCUGAUGACAAGUCCAUCAAGUCGGUGAAACCGGCAAUUAAAACUGAAAAAUCAAGUGCCGUCUCUAAGGAUGGUGAUAAAAAGACUCACAAGGAGGAUGACAACACUCGCUCAAAGAAGAAGGAUGACAAGUCCACUGAUAAGAAGGACUCUAGCGAUCAAAAGGCUUCAAAAUCGUCGAAUCAAAAAGACGAUAAAGAGAAAACAUCGUCAACAGCAGCAGCAGCAACAGGUGCAGCAUCAUCGGCAUCCUCGGGUGCCGCUGCCAACAAGUUGGGAUCGGGUGGAGGCUCCGGCUCCGGCUCCACUGGUGCAUCGUCGUCAAAUGCGGCUGGCAAGCAAGCGUUGCUCUCACGCAAUCUCUGGGUGUCCGGCCUGUCGACAUUGACACGCGCCAGUGACUUGAAGGCCAUUUUCUCCAAGUUUGGCAAGGUGAUUGGUGCCAAGGUGGUCACCAACACACGCACCCCAGGUACACGCUGCUACGGAUAUGUCACGAUGUCCUCGUCGGGGGAUGCAUCACGUUGCAUUGAGAAUCUACAUCGGACUGAAUUGCACGGCCGUAUCAUAUCGGUGGAGCGCACCAAGAACGAAAUUGGCGGCAGUGCCAGCUCAUCGAAGGACUCGGGCAGCAAGGCGAACAGCAAGACGAGCAGCAAGUCCAGCAACGAUUCGAAGAAGAAGGAAGACGAUAAGAAGUCCGGUGCCAAGGAUGAUAAAAAGGCUGGCGAUGCUGACGCUGAGGGCAAGAACUGUUCUAGCGGCGAAUUGGGUAACAAGCGGGAUGGCAAGGACAAGGAGCGCAACAACAAGUCAGCACGAGACGACAAGGAGAAGGCAUCCACGGUCGGCGGUGGUGACAAGCGUCACGAGCGAGAUCACCGCUCGGGUGGCCAUAAGUCGCAGCAACGUGAGGUAUCCAACGAUCGUCGUCCGGCUCCUCCUCGUCUGCCGCGCGACGUUGACCGUGAGAUACAGCAGCGUCAGCGUGAGCGCGAGCGCAGACAGCGUGAGAUGUUGUCCUAUCAGAAGAUUCGUGAGGAGCGCGAGCGCCAGCGCCUGCGUGAAAGGGAGCGUGAGCUGCGCGAGGAGGAGCGCAGGCGUCGCGAAGCGCGCGAACGGCAGCGCGUCGAGGAGGAACGUCUGGCCGAGGAGCGUCGCAAACUAGUCAUCGAGCGGGAGCGCCUCGAGCGCGAGAAGGCCGAACUGCUGCGCAUGGAACGCGAGCGCCAGAAACUGGAGCGUGAAAAAAUCGAGCUGGAGCGCCUCGAAUUGAAGCGUCAACAGAUGAAGAUUAUGGAGUCACGCGACGAUCCCGUUAAGCGUUCACUGAGCAAGCGCACCGAUGAUCGCUACAGCGAUGUCACUGAACGCAAACGCUCCAAUGUCUUUGAUGUUCCGCCACCGCCGCGCUUUGAUGCCUCCUUGGUUAGCUCACGCACCAGCAGCAGUUAUGACAAGAAACACGAUGAUUAUGUUACUUCAUCGGGCUCGAAACGUGUCCUUGAGGAUUACUCCAGUUCAAAGUACUCAAAUAAACGUGGCGAAUAUGGCAGCACCGCGGGCACCAAGCGCAGCGCCAUCGAGGAUUACGCCGCUGUGCCCAGCAAGCGCUCUGGCGGCAAUGAGUAUGCCACAAGCUCCAAGCAUGAUUACACCUCAACUACUACCAGUAAACGUGAUGAUUACAAGCGCGAGGUUGAGGUGCGUCACUUGCCAGUUUCGUCGAGUGGAGUCGGUGCUGGCGGAUCGACCAGCUCCUAUGUGCACAAGAGCAACGCUGGAGGCGGUGUUGGCUCCUAUGUGCACAAAAAUAAUACGGGCAAUGUGGCCGGUUCGUAUGGCCACAAGAAUAACACAAGUGGUGGCGCUGCCGGUGGUGGUGGUCGCUAUAAUGAUACCGAUCGCAGCAACACCUCCAAUUACAGACGUGGUGCCGUCGACGAUACCCACAGCAUGUCACAUGGCAACAAACGCUAUGAUACUUCAACAAACAGCGGAGCCGCCGGCGGCUAUGGCAGCAACUCGAACGUUAACAUUUGGGCACCAUCCGGCGGCGGCAGUGCUAGCGCUCAUCUGGGCGGUGGUGGCGGCCAAUUGAAGUCGUCAUACAGCAACAAUGGUAUGUCCUCAAAUAUGCAUGGCAACAACUCGUGGCAAAAGUCGGCCACCAUCGAGGACAACAGCUGGCGUCCGAUGCAGGGACAGAGUCAAAGUCGUUUUGACCGCAACUACAACGAACGCUCCGGUGGUGGCUACCAGGGCAACAGCGGUGCCGGCGGCAUGUACGGUGGCAGUCGUCCGGCCCAGGAUCGCUAUGGUGGGCAGGUGACGCGUUAUUAGAAGUGCGCCCACACAAUUAAUGAGGCAAUUGACAGCACACAACAAGAACAUUACUAGAUAACUUUUCCUUAAACGCUUUCGGCGUUUAUGUUAAUUUCUUUUAGUUGUAUUAUCUUAGCAUCUACAAACUAUAUUAAAUAUCAUUAGAUGUAUCAUUAAAA
Messenger RNA from Drosophila grimshawi, 3291 nucleotides. It is a transcript of the gene Saf-B, whose product is annotated as SAFB-like transcription modulator. Gene Ontology annotation, cellular component: nucleus. Gene Ontology annotation, biological process: regulation of mRNA processing; regulation of transcription by RNA polymerase II. NCBI's taxonomy places the organism in Eukaryota, Metazoa, Arthropoda, Insecta, Diptera, Drosophilidae. The record is from RefSeq and is a predicted model, not a curated record. The transcript is spliced from 9 exons. Gene Ontology annotation, molecular function: RNA binding; sequence-specific DNA binding. Bases 182 to 3130 code for a protein of 982 amino acids.